Messenger RNA from Fusarium oxysporum Fo47, 1410 nucleotides. RefSeq lists its product as uncharacterized. The transcript is spliced from 5 exons. The record is from RefSeq and is a predicted model, not a curated record. Lineage: Eukaryota; Fungi; Ascomycota; Sordariomycetes; Hypocreales; Nectriaceae. The coding region runs from base 1 to 1410 and encodes 469 amino acids.
AUGCCGGGCAAAGAGAACGCCAAAAAAGGGGCAAAGAGCAGUAACUCUGAAGGAGCGGCUUUCGACGAGACCUCCUUUUCCGAGCAGUCCAGACGCGACCUCCGAGAGUUGUUCAUCAUGAUCGCACGUCUACAAGCUGAAAAUAAUGCUCUUCGCGCCACAGCUCAUCUCGAAUCCAUCACCGAGAGACUCAGAGAGCAAGUCGAAAAACUCGAGUCUCCUCAACCUGCAAAAGAACAAGGCAAUCCCCUGUCACGCCGACUACAGCGACUCACCGAGAUCGCCAUCGACUUGCCCCUCGAUAUCAAAGACGAUGACCUCAGUGUAAACGAUCUUGCCCUUCUUUGCACCGUUCUCGAGGAUGACGUGCGGCGAGCAGCACUGAUCAGCUUUGCUGGAGACUCUGUCACCUUCCCAAUGUUGUCCUUUUGUCUGCGGUCACUUGGUGAAGGAAACACGGUUGGAUUUCUCGUGCAUGAAGGGGGACGAACGCCUCGUUGCUCUCUCCAUGGAGACGGAAAUUGUACCUGGAUGACGAGGGAAGAUGGAUUGAUCAAGAUUCGACUUGAAGAUGAAUGUGAUUUGAAGUUUGGAGACAUGGACAAGAACAUGGUUGUUUUGGCGGUCCGCUGUAUUUGGAAGAAGCGAGCUUCUAACUGUGAGCCACUCGCAGGCUCAGCAGCUGCAUCAAAGUCUGGCCGCCAGCGGACAGAGCUAGCAUGCGUAAUUUCUCUUCCCCAGACUUCUUGGUUAAUUAAUCCAUUGAUUCAAUCGAAUUUCUUCAUCUCGUCUCCUCAUACCUCUUCAUUGACACCAAGCACUACCACUUUCUCGCAAUAUCAGCAGAAGCACCCAGAAAUGACAAAGCGAAAGUCUACUACGGGUGCUGAAGAGUCGCACCAAGACAGCCACCAUGGAAACAGAGGCGGGCGCGCUGGACGCGCUGGACGCGGCGGCCGGUGCAAUGGUCGUGGCGGUCACCAUGACGGUGGACAUUGGCAAGGCGGUCCAUUUCCGGGUCAAACCCCUGUUCACGCCGUCACCCAUUCUACUACUAUUCACUAUGGACCUCCAGCUCCCCCAGGAUAUGCAGCCGGCUUCCAACAUGGACAAUUUCCUUCGCACCAGCCUGUCUCUGCCGGGCCGGCACUACCCCCGUACCAAUUCGCUCCUCAAGUACCAUGGCAAUCUGGAAACGGACUCUCAAACCCAUUCUCCCAGCCGCAGCAGGUCCCACAGAUACAAGACGCGAGCCCCAGCAAUGGACAGGGCAAUGACCAUGGAAAGAGACAGAAGAGGAGAAAGCAGAAGAGAUCUGAUCACACCGAAGCCCAGGUGGUCGCUGGAGUCGAAACAGGCCAGGGGCCAUCCUCUGGAUCCAGAACACUUCGCGUUCGCAGCAGGAGUUGA